UCACGUGGCAUUGUUGGCGGCGAUGGUUCUACCGCGUCUCCCGUUUGUCGGGAAAAGACUGGAAAGUAUUGAAAUUCAUCGUUUACAGUAACACCACUGUCACCAGUUUGAUCGAACUAAAGUCCACCCUGGAUGUAAUCUUGUCAAACGAUGUUAGCUGAGUAUAAUAUUCCUUUCCAAAGUCCCAGAAGCUUGGGCGAGGAGCCAGUGUUUCUGGGUACCGAUGAUGACCUGUUUCAGCUGGACAUCGAUCUGAUUCACGUGAGGACUGAAGACACCAUCACGCUAAAUGGACUCCAGGGCUCCAUUGGUGAAGAUCUGGACGAAGCCUGCCUGCGACUGGCCGCUGAACACACCCUGCAAGAGACAGCAACAACAACCUUGGGUAAGGUGGAGGCAGUGUUUGGCAGUCCGGGCAGUGACUACCUUGCCGGGGCUUACCUGACGGCGCUUCACGACCAAGAUGACAUUGGAAAGAGCGAGGCGCACUUAGCCAGCGAGUUUCUACAGAGCGACCUCGACCUGGCCUGCAGCAUUGAGCUGUCAGACUCGGACGACAGCUUGGCUCACAGUACUCUCAGCGACAUUGCCUCGCCCGGCCCCAGCAGCCCCACGGCCAAGAGGAAAAAGCUCUGCCCACAAUGGAGCGAAAUGGACAGCGAGGAACGAGCAAGGGAGCUGGACCUCAUUAUGCAUGCCAUCGCCGACCGUGCGAGCAUACGGGAGCAGCUGGAACUCCUGCGGCUGAUUGGCCAAGACACGACAGUUCUUCCCUCUGACAGCCGCUUCCAAAUUGAUGCGGCCAUUAUUGAUGACGAGAAACUGGAAAGUGUACGAGAGUAUUUGAACCAACUGGCUUUCCAUAGAUCAGAGGCUGAUGCUGAGAGCUGCGAGGAGCAAUGCCAUACACAGAGAGAGCCCAGAUAUAAAAAGACUCAGGAGAGACGAGCGCAGCACAGGGCCAACAGGAAGCGCAGAAACAAAGAGUGGAAACAAGGCUUGAAGGAAAAGCGCAGUGGGUUGUUCGACCAAGAAGUGGUGUUAUCGCUUCAGAUGCAAGACGACGAGGAGGAAAUCGACAUUCUCGACUGACGGCGGCUUUUCCUUAGGAAACAAUUUUUUUUAAAGCAACUUCCUCAUAAAAAGGUGGAUCGAAGGCGAAGCGGCAGUGGAAAGAUGUGCGUUAAAUGCAUUGCCAUAAUUCAUCAGUUGAAGUUGUUAGUUUGAGUCUGUGGACAUGCGUAUCAUCUGUGGGCCUGAUGCGUGAACGAUAGAGGGCGCCGUGCACCUGUCGCACGUGCACAGCAUUCUGCAGGAGCUGCAAGGUCUGCAGACAGGGCAGCAAAUGGCUCUCAACAAUUGGCCCGACCUCUCCUUGGCACAGUCACCGAGCCACUGGUGUCCACCUUCAGAUUUCAACCAGUUACCAAUAAGCCUUUGGCCUGCUGAUCGUAAUGUUUUGAACCCCAUCAUCACAAUGGUUAGAGCAUUCAAAAUGUCGCGCAUCUGCUGAACAUCUAAAUCUGACACUUCACCAAUUAUAGAGGGUUUGCAUGGCUGCCAUGUUGCAGGCCCGCGGGGUAUACACACAAAGGAGGUUUCCCUGUGGAACAACAGAACUGCCCUGCAAGAUGGUUACCACGCAAAGCCUCUGUAGAUGCAUUUGUACUUUUUCAAACCUGUAUUUGUUUCCCAUAAG
Molecule: messenger RNA, 1699 nt
Organism: Acanthaster planci (crown-of-thorns starfish)
Lineage: Eukaryota; Metazoa; Echinodermata; Asteroidea; Valvatida; Acanthasteridae
Source: RefSeq, a predicted model, not a curated record